UUGAAAAAGUAGUCCACUUUCCGUCAAAAAUUUUGGUACAAACAAAAUAAAUUACUUUCACCAAUUUUCGUGAGUUUUAAUAAUUUCAUCAAGAUCAAAGUUGGCUCGUGCAAUUACAUUUUUGCCAUAAGCUCGACACACCAAAUUCUUAUUCGAAACCUAAUUAUUAGAAAAUAAAGAAAAUGGACCUCCGCCUUGUCAAUUUGGCCGUGUUUUGCAUCGUUGUAUUUGUUGGACUAGCACAAACUGAUCCUGAAAUUGAAACUGGAACGUUGAAUUACGUUGAAUUGGACGGUUUAUCAUCGGAUUACGAAGAUGAGGAAUACGUCGAUCCGUCGUGUGAAGACUAUGCGCCGCCAGACGCGAAGUACCUCUAUGAUGACGACGAUGUCACCAAUCAUACGAGUUUUUGUUGCGAAAAUAAAUACGUACACAAAUUUAGAAGCUACGGGUUAUACUGUUAUCCAUGUUCUCCAUCGACUACAAAUAAUGAGAUUGAGCAGGAGCAAUUUUUGUUAUUGUGAUUGAAGAUGGAUCACCUUAUAAUAUUUACAUGUACAAUCAAAAUCUUAAAAAUUCUU
Molecule: messenger RNA, 581 nt
Organism: Folsomia candida
Lineage: Eukaryota; Metazoa; Arthropoda; Collembola; Entomobryomorpha; Isotomidae
Exons: 2
Coding region: 183-524 (113 amino acids)
Source: RefSeq, a predicted model, not a curated record